Messenger RNA from Trichoplax adhaerens, 576 nucleotides. RefSeq lists its product as uncharacterized. The transcript has 6 exons. The coding region runs from base 1 to 576 and encodes 191 amino acids. The record is from RefSeq and is a predicted model, not a curated record. Lineage: Eukaryota; Metazoa; Placozoa; Uniplacotomia; Trichoplacea; Trichoplacidae. Gene Ontology annotation, molecular function: ATP binding; nucleic acid binding.
AUGAGCAUCACUCAAAUCUCUUCAGGAAUACGUAAAGCGAUAAAAUUUCGAUCCUUAUUUCCUUUUUCGGAUUUUAAUCAUGUCCAAUCAGAGGUUAUGAAUGACGUAUUAUAUUCCGAUAAAUCAGUUAUAGUAAGUGCUCCCACUGGUUCAGUUGCACCGCUAAAAGCAUUAUGUAGUGAGCGUUACCUUGACUGGUCAAAGAAAUUCUCUCCACACAAGUUGAACUGCGUAGGGAUGACAAGUGAUACUAGCGUAGAGGAUUAUUACCGUCUGAAGAAAGCCAGUAUUAUCUUAACUACCCCAGAAAAAUUAGAUAUGUUAACAAGAACGCAAAAUCGUGCAAUCAUAGAAAGAGCAAGCCUUAUACUAAUUGAUGAGAUCCAUAUUCUCAACGAUAACACACGCGGAGCAACUCUAGAAGCAGUGAUAAGUCGUAUAAAAGCAUAUCACAUCUCAGCGAACGACAGAGGAUUUGCUGCUGAAGAAAAGCUUCGCUUCCUAGCAAUCUCUGCAACCAUUCCUAACGCACAAGACGUAUGUAGAAAUUCCGAAGUUAAUUAUAUUACACAUUAG